This is a messenger RNA of Mesoplodon densirostris (Blainville's beaked whale), 1602 nucleotides long. It is a transcript of the gene MLKL, whose product is annotated as mixed lineage kinase domain like pseudokinase. Gene Ontology annotation, molecular function: ATP binding; protein kinase activity. The record is from RefSeq and is a predicted model, not a curated record. NCBI's taxonomy places the organism in Eukaryota, Metazoa, Chordata, Mammalia, Artiodactyla, Ziphiidae. Gene Ontology annotation, biological process: protein phosphorylation.
AUGACCCUCGUCUUCCCCACCUUCUGUUCCCGGGGAGUGUGUGGUGGCUCUGGCUGUUCUCCUGAGGACUGGAGGACGCAGAGGUGGAUGAAGCACUCUCCGAAGAGGAGAAAGCAGGAAGCCUCCUACAGGCCAUCCCCAAUCCUGGGGCGGCACCUUUGUCCCCUGCCAAUGACAAAUGCCAGCUGCAUCACCAGGGACACAUCCGGCCGGUGGCAGCCGGCGUCGGGUGAGUCCCGCUCCGCCAGCGGAGCGCAGGGCGCGCGGCACGGGCACCGAGGGCAGGAGGCGCGGGGACUCGGCACUUCCCCCAGGGUCUCGCGUUCGCAGACUUCUCGCCCGGGAGGAAAGCAGUCGUCCGAGAAGAGAAGCCGAGGUGUCUGCCUGGAACUGUGCAAGGACCGACUGGACGCCCUCAGGAGGGACGAGGAAAAUGAAACCAUAGGAACUUUAUUGAGGCAAUUGGAAAACAACACAAAGAAAACCAUCGAAACCUUGAGGAGCUGGAUGAUGUCAGUCCCACAGAAACGCAAGAAGGGGCUCUCAGAAGAUCAAGUCAAGGAGAUUAAGAAGGAGAAGCUUCCAGAAGCUGAUUGGAUGCUGCUAAAGGAAAAUUAAUUCAGCACACUUUAUGAAGAAAAAUACCGCAAAUCUCCAGUGGCCAUAAAAGUAUUCAACAAACCCCAGGCCAGAGACAUUGGAAUAGUGAGGCAUACUUUCAAUAAUGAUAUCAGAACCAUGAAGAAAUUUGAUUCCCCCAACAUCCUGUGUAUGUUUGGGAUUUGCACUGAUGAAACAGUGACCCCACCUCAGUUAUCCAUCGUCAUGGAGUACUGUGAGCUCAGGACCCUGAGGGAACUGCUAGAUCAGGAAAAGGACCUCACCCUUCCAAGCAUCAUCCUGGUCCUGGGGGCAAACAGAGGCUUAUACAGGCCACACCAUCCGGAAACACCUGCAGAACUCCACAGAAACAUCAGCAGCACGAGCUUCCUGGUAACUAAAGACUGCAAUGUGAAGCUUGCAGGAUUUGAGUUGAGCAAAACACAGACUUCCGUCAGCUGACCAACUAAAGGAAAAGAAGCAGAGAGAGUCAGUUCUGCCACAUACAUCUCACCUCAGAGACUGGAAAAUGUGUAUAAUAAAUAUGACAUAAAAGCUGAAAUAUACAGCUUUGGAAUCGUCCUCUGGGAAAUCGCCACUGGGAAAAGCCCAUUUGAAGGCUGUGAUUGCAAGAAGAUCUACCAGCUGGUGGCUGUGGACCGGCACCAAGAGCCAGUGGAUAAAGAUUGCCCUUCACAGUUGCAGGAGAUCAUUGAUGAUUGCUGUGCAUAUGAGCCCUCCAGGAGGCCCUGUGUUAAAGAAAUGCUUGAAAAAUGUUUGCUGUCAAGUGAUGUGACGUUGACGGACGUAGGUUUCUACCAAUUGUACGAGGCCUCCUCGAGCGUGGUCCCGCCUAGUCCGUUUACGAAGGAUCAGCCAAUGAGAGCGCCGCUGUUUCAGCCAGUGGCGACCAAAGAAAGAAGAAGAGAAGGUAUUGGCCGCCGACUGGGACUGCUGCCCAAUAGGAGCAGGCCGAGCCCGCAACUCAGGCUGGCGGAUUGA